Henningerozyma blattae CBS 6284 is the source of this 447-nucleotide messenger RNA. RefSeq names its product snoRNA-binding protein NHP2 (gene NHP2). Gene Ontology annotation, biological process: rRNA pseudouridine synthesis; ribosome biogenesis; snRNA pseudouridine synthesis. The record is from RefSeq and is a predicted model, not a curated record. Lineage: Eukaryota; Fungi; Ascomycota; Saccharomycetes; Saccharomycetales; Saccharomycetaceae. The transcript has a single exon. Gene Ontology annotation, cellular component: box H/ACA snoRNP complex; nucleolus. The coding region runs from base 1 to 447 and encodes 148 amino acids. Gene Ontology annotation, molecular function: box H/ACA snoRNA binding.
AUGGCUAAAGAAGAAUUCAAAUCAGUAGACAACUAUGAGCUAAGAAUGCCAGCUGUCUUACCAUUUGCCAAGCCAUUGGCCUCCAAAAAAUUAAAUAAAAAGGUUUUAAAAACCGUCAAGAAGGCUUCCAAGGCCAAGAAUGUUAAAAGAGGUGUCAAGGAAGUUGGUAAGGCCUUAAGAAAAGGUGACAAAGGUUUAGUAGUCAUUGCUGGUGACAUUUCUCCAGGUGAUGUUAUUUCUCACUUACCAGUUCUAUGUGAAGAUCACUCUGUUCCAUACAUUUUCAUUCCAUCUAAGCAAGAUUUAGGUUCUGCUGGUGCUACCAAAAGACCAACUUCUGUUGUCUUCAUUGUUCCAGGUAGUAAUAAGAAGAAGGACGGUAAGGCUAAAGAAGAUGAAUAUAAGGAAUCCUUUAAUGAAGUCGUCAAGGAAGUCAAAGCAUUAUAA